Penicillium cataractarum is the source of this 480-nucleotide messenger RNA. Its product is annotated as tautomerase family protein. The record is from RefSeq and is a predicted model, not a curated record. The transcript has a single exon. The coding region runs from base 1 to 480 and encodes 159 amino acids. Lineage: Eukaryota; Fungi; Ascomycota; Eurotiomycetes; Eurotiales; Aspergillaceae.
AUGCCCCUCUGGCAAAUCUACCACCCACCCGGCACUUUCGAAGACAAUGCCUCAAAGCAAGCCUUCGUCAACGACAUCACCAAGAUGUACACAACCCUCGGCCUACCCGAAUUCUACGUCGUGACCCAUUUCUACAAGAUGGACAACAGCAACGUUUACCAGGGCCUGAAACCGUCGACAGAGACUGAGAAACCAUUCGUGCGAGUUGUCAUUACGCACAUUGCCAUCCACGUGCCAGAUUCAGAUGCCAUGUAUCUUCGAACUACGUCUCGCCUUGACAAUAUCAUGAAGCCUCAUUUGUUGGACAAGGGGUACGACUUUGAGUACCAUGUUGACGAGACGGAGCGACGGCUUUGGAAGAUUAAUAGCUUGAUUCCACCACCUUUCAAAAGUGCUGAGGAGCAGCUUUGGGUGAAGGAGAAUAAGGCUGUUCCUUAUGAGGGUGCUUAUCCUCCUGCAUCGGGGGAAGCUGCUGUGUGA